GGAAAUGUGCUCAACUGUGUGUGGGCAAUGACACUUGUGCCUGCCUCAAAGGCUACAAACUCAAACCAGAUGGAAAGAGCUGUGAGGAUAUCAACGAGUGUUUGCUGGGUGCCAGCAACUGUCGGGGAGGAGAGCGUUGUAUCAACACAGUGGGCUCAUUCCGUUGUCAGAGAGAGGUCAGCUGUGGGACUGGCUAUGAACUCACUGACAACAACAAUUGCAAAGAUAUUGAUGAGUGUGAGACCGGUAUCCACAACUGUGGUACAGAGUUUGAGUGUCAAAACACACAGGGGUCGUUCCGUUGUGUCCCUAAGGUCAAGUGUGGUGCCGGCUUUAUCCAGGAUGCCCUCGGCAGCUGCAUUGAUAUCAAUGAAUGUGUUACGCAGACAAGCCCAUGCCACCGAGGGCAGCUCUGUAUCAACACAGUUGGCUCCUACACCUGCCAGAGGAACUCUGUUAACUGUGGUCGAGGAUACCACCUCAAUGAAGAUGGCACACGCUGUGUUGAUAUUGAUGAGUGUAAGGGCCCUGAAGUCGUCUGUGCAGGUCAUGGUUGUAUCAACAUGCUGGGCUCUUACCGCUGUGAGUGUGAGACUGGCUACAACUUCAACAGCUUCAGUCGAGUUUGUGAGGAUAUUAAUGAAUGCAGGCACUACCCUGGUCGCCUGUGUGCCCAUAAGUGUGAGAACUCUUUGGGAUCCUACAAGUGUAGCUGCACCACUGGCUUCAAGCUAGCCGGUGAUGGCAGGAAUUGUGACGAUUUAAAUGAGUGUGACAGCAACCCAUGCAGUCAAGAGUGUGCCAACGUGUAUGGUUCCUACCAGUGUUACUGUCGCCGUGGCUACCAGCUCAAUGACAUAGAUGGCAUGACUUGUGAAGAUAUAGAUGAGUGUGCCCUGCCCACUGGAGGUCAUAUUUGCUAUCGCUGUCACAACACCCCUGGCAGCUUCUACUGUUCCUGUCCCGUCAGUGGCUACACCUUGGCACCCAAUGGGCGCAGCUGUCAAGAUAUUGAUGAAUGCGUGACGGGAACACACACAUGCACAGAGAAUCAGAGCUGCUUUAAUGUACAGGGAGGAUUCAGAUGCCUGUCCUUUGAGUGUCCAAACAACUACCGGCGCGUUGGAGAGACUCGAUGUGAACGCUUGCUUUGCAAUGAGUCUGUCGAGUGCCUGGCCAUGCCCCUGAGAAUAACCUUCUACUACCUCACCUUCCCCACCAACAUCCCCAUCUUCACCAACAUCUUCCGCAUGGGCCCCACCCACACCGUGGUCGGAGAUGACAUCCAGAUUGCUAUCACCACUGGCAACGAGGGUGGUUUCUUCCAGACGGAGCGUGUGCCCACCGGCGGGGUGAUGUCAGUGGCAAAGCUCAUCAACAAGCCACAGGACUUUGAGCUGUCUCUGGAGCUGAGGCUGCGUCGCUAUGGCACGCUCAGCAUAUACAUGGCUAAAGUUUUGGUGUUUGUUACCAGGAGGAGCCCAGAGUACCUUACAAUCCCCUACUAGAAUAAACACAAGAGUUAUGUAGGGUUACACAAGUUACUACACAAUGAAAGGAUGUUUCAUUUUAAAUGCAUUGUCUCAUUGAGAAGACGGAAAAAGUUGAUCCUCACAACGCAAAAUGCAUGCAAGAUGCGCAUAUAGUAUGUUCAUAGCAAAGCAUGGUGAAGACUACUAUAUGUUGUAAAUUAUAAAUGAUUACAGAUCAUACUACAUAGAUUAGGUACAUAUAAAUGGAAUAAAUUGAUAUUAUAAAAACAAAAUUUUUCUCUAUAAACAAAAAUCAUUAAUGUUUUUUCAUUCAUGGAAUGAUGCAUUCGAAAUGUCGGUAAACUGUAUUGGCUAAUGGGCUGAUUAUCCAGGUUGGGCCCCAACCAUUGUGGGACCCCUGUUCAUGAUUCUGUCUUCUUUAAAGAAACAAAUUUAUUUCAUAAUAUGGAUUUUAAAAAAGCCCAUUUCAGUUGA
Molecule: messenger RNA, 1967 nt
Organism: Micropterus salmoides (largemouth bass)
Lineage: Eukaryota; Metazoa; Chordata; Actinopteri; Centrarchiformes; Centrarchidae
Product: fibulin-1-like
Biological process (GO): extracellular matrix organization
Cellular component (GO): extracellular region
Molecular function (GO): peptidase activator activity; calcium ion binding
Source: RefSeq, a predicted model, not a curated record